AUGAUGAUUGAGGGUAGAUUGUCUGACAAUGAAUUGGUUAGGAGGAUUUGUGAAAGAGUUAGGUGGGACAGAGAGAUAAAGAAAUUGAACAUGUCACUAUUGUUUGAUAGUACCGAUAACGGGUCCAGGCGUUACGCUACAAUCAAGGAUGAACCAUCAUUAGAAGUCUUGUAUUUUCUUUUUGGAAGUGCAUGGUUGGAUUUGUAUGUGCAUACAGAGGAUUUACUCACUCUAAGAGGGCAUGGAACCCGACAAGCAAUACACAUGAUAGUGGUUAACGCCGAAUUGGGACGUGUACUUCUCGGUCCAAUGAUGAAGCCUGUCGGGACUAGUCGAGAUGGGUCGUUGUUUCAAAAUCCGGCUAAUGGGGAUUGUAUGGAAGACCACAGUGAUCCGGGCUACGAGGACCCAGCUAAUGAGGAUUAUAUAUAUUACACUGGUUCGAAUGAUUCGGACUACACAUUAGGGAGUGGUGAAAGCGAGGAAGGGCAUUCAGUAUCUUCAGAAAGUGAUGAUGGCAGUUAUGAAUCCGAGGAGUUUGAAGAAGAAGAAUUAGUAACUUCUAUACUAGAACAGCACAUAUAUAGCGAAAUCGGCAAAUGGGAUCCAUCCAGUGUUGACAGAGAUCAAUUCAGCCUUCCUAAGUGGGAUGAGACACCCGAUUCCAUAAAGUUAGACACUUCUAUUAUGAAACGAUUAGUUUCUAAUCCAACCAAAUUCGGAUUUCAGAAAUCUAUUUUGUGGUAA
Molecule: messenger RNA, 747 nt
Organism: Oldenlandia corymbosa var. corymbosa
Lineage: Eukaryota; Viridiplantae; Streptophyta; Magnoliopsida; Gentianales; Rubiaceae
Source: the annotation of a GenBank genome assembly